AUGCCGGCUGCCACGAAUUUGCACGUGGUAGUGCGACUGCUUCCUUCCAAUGGUCUGGAAGGUGCUUUCCGUGUUCAUGUCCAACCGGAGUCCCUGGACCAGGCCUCACUCAAACUUGGUGAAGUGUGCGAGAUUGUCGCCGAGGACGGUUGCCUGGGCUAUGGCAUCGCGUGGAGAGCCGACGACCGAAUGGGCAACCGGCCAAAGAAUCGACCCAUCAAGAUGACAGAGACGAUCCGUACCGCGUUUGGUUUUCAGGAAGGAUCACGUGUGACGAUUGCUCGGACGGACAUCCAGAUCUGGCCCGCGGAUCGGAUAGUUCUGACUGAUAUCACGCCGAAGGAGUACCUCAAGACUGAAGCAGAAGAUGAUAAGUCGUGGAGCUUGAGGAUUGGUGGAAUCGCCGGGCUAAUCGAGCAGUCGCAGCAGCUGAACAAGCAAUUGGAGCUUCUCCUCAGCGCGACGGAGAAGGUACAGCAAGGAGCUCAGGAUCCUCGUGUCGCCGUCUUGCUGCAUGGCUAUGAAGGCACUGGCAAGACUUUACUUCUGGAUACACUGGCCAAAUCGAACUUCCGCAAGGUCGUCCGCCUGCAAAAAUCAACCCUGAACGGUGGAACAAUAUCAAAGAACCAGGCCAUCAUUCGCGAGAGCUUUCAAGACGCCAAGGCACACCAGCCCUCACUGAUAUUGAUGGACAAUCUUGACAAGAUGGCGCCUAGUGACGACGCUGCUUAUGGUGAUGUUCUCGCAAGUGAAUUGGCAGGUCUUGCCAAUACCCAAGUUCUCGCAGUCGGCGCGACACGGAACCUUUCCGACCUCUCCAACACCAUCAUCGGACCCGAACAAUUUGCCAAAGUCAUCGAACUCCCGAUCCCUGACGUCUCCGCUCGCUCCCAAAUCCUCAACGUGUUACAAGGUCUUCCUCUACUUGAUUCAAACAUCGUCUCCACAGAGAUCGCCGCUCGCACUCACGGCUUUACUGGCCAAGACGUCGCGUGGCUGUACAAGCUCGCUCUCAACCACGCAGCCACCCGCGACGAACAAACCGUCCAGAAUUCCACACAUGCCAUCACUUCCGACUCCGCCACAACCACCAUGCCCUCGCUUCCAUCUCCGCCUUCAUUCUCCGUCACAAUCUCCGACUUCAACCUCGCCCUCAAGGAAAUUACCCCAGCCGCCCUUCGCGAAAUUUUCACAGAAAAGCCCAAGAUCUCUUGGUCCGACAUUGGCGGCAGUCGAGAUGUAGCCGAAUCUUUCGACGAAAUUAUCGGCUGGUCUCUCCACUCCAAGGAUAAGCUCGAAGCCUUGAACGUGCGUCCACCAAAGGGUGUACUCCUGUACGGCCCCCCCGGCUGCUCCAAGACUCUCACAGCCCAAGCCGUGGCCAGUACUUACAACUUCAAUUUUAUCGUCGUCAAAGGCGCCGAGUUGCUGUCCAUGUACGUCGGCGAGUCGGAGCGGGCGGUGAGAGAAGUCUUCCGUAAAGCUCGCGCAGCGGCACCUUGCGUCAUCUUCUUCGACGAGAUUGACUCUAUCGGUGGUGAUCGUGGAGACUCCUCUGGCGGCACAAAGGGGUUGAACGUCCUCACCACCCUGCUCAACGAAAUGGACGGCUUCGACUCCCUCAAAGAUGUCCUCAUUCUCGCGGCGACGAAUCGUCCCGACGUGCUCGAUCCCGCACUCAUGCGUCCAGGGCGCUUUGACUCCCACGUCUACCUUGGUCCUCCAGACGCAGCAGCACGGUGGGAGAUUUUCAAAAUCGCGUUGAGAAACGUACCUCAGUCGGCAGACGUUGAUCUGGAGGAGUUGGUGAUGAAGACGAUCGGGUACAGUGGAGCGGAGAUUGUGAAGAUUUGUGGCGAGGCGAAGUUUGCCGCUUUGAGGAGACACUUGACGAAGGAUGGCCAUGGAGAGGCGGAGCCAAAGGUUAGGCAAAAAGAUCUGGAGGCUGGGAGAGAGAGCACGAAGAGGCUGAUUACGGAGGAGAUGGUGGAGGGGUAUAGAGCUUUCGGCGCGAGGGGAAAGGAGUGA
Molecule: messenger RNA, 2031 nt
Organism: Zymoseptoria tritici IPO323
Lineage: Eukaryota; Fungi; Ascomycota; Dothideomycetes; Mycosphaerellales; Mycosphaerellaceae
Exons: 2
Coding region: 1-2031 (676 amino acids)
Cellular component (GO): cytoplasm
Molecular function (GO): ATP binding; ATP hydrolysis activity
Source: RefSeq, a predicted model, not a curated record